CCAAAAAUGGCGACCAUGAAGCCGGCCCCCGCCUGGCCCUCGCACGACGCGCUGCACGACGACGACUUUGCCUACGGCGCUUCCGUUGCGUCCUGCGACGCCGCCGUCCAGCGCGGCUUCCUGCGCAAGGUGUUUGGCCUCGUCGCGGCGCAGCUCGCACUCACCGCCGCGCUCUCGGCCGCGUUCAUGUUUUACGCGCCACUGCGCAGCUUCGCGAUUCACAACCACUGGAUGAUGAUGGUCUCUUUUGUCGCUUCGCUCGGCCUGCUCGUCGCUUGCCAAGUCUACGCGCACUCACACCCCACGAACCUGUACCUCCUCUUCGGCUUUACGCUUGCAAUGGCCUGGAGUGUCGCGACGACGUGCGGGGCAUUUGCGGCGGCUGGACUCGGGCUGAUUGUGCUCGAGGCGCUCGCCCUCACCGCCAGCGUGACUGCCGGCCUCACGGUCUACACCCUCCGCUCCAAGACCGACUUCUCCUACCUCGGCGCCGGCCUCGGCGCGGCGCUGUGGGUGCUGCUCCUAGGAGGGCUGCUUGCGAUGUUUGUGCCGGGAAUGCACCUCGCGCUGGCAAUGGGGGGCGCGGUCUUGUUCUCCGCCUACAUUGUCUACGACGUGCACAUGAUCGCCAACCGGCUCUCUCCAGACGAGUACAUCCACGCGUCCAUCUCGCUCUACCUGGACAUAGUGAACCUCUUCCUGCACCUGCUGCGCAUCCUCUCCGAGCUGCAGCGCGACUAGGUGGCACUGUGCCUGUGGGACCGCAUCUCGGGUGCCAGAGGAGGGCAGGCGCCGGCGUCCCGCGCGCGCGUUAGACUCCCGCAUCCGCAACCCCGGUUCACGUUUGAGACCCUGGCCUUGGGCCCAGCUUGGGCCCCCGGCGACAGUGGACGGCAGGUGGACGGCUUGAAUUCGAUCUCGUGGUAUAGAU
This is a messenger RNA of Emiliania huxleyi CCMP1516, 931 nucleotides long. RefSeq lists its product as hypothetical. Bases 7 to 741 code for a protein of 244 amino acids. The record is from RefSeq and is a predicted model, not a curated record. The transcript has 5 exons. Gene Ontology annotation, cellular component: membrane. NCBI's taxonomy places the organism in Eukaryota, Haptophyta, Isochrysidales, Noelaerhabdaceae.